Messenger RNA from Sparassis crispa, 897 nucleotides. Its product is annotated as NAD-dependent protein. NCBI's taxonomy places the organism in Eukaryota, Fungi, Basidiomycota, Agaricomycetes, Polyporales, Sparassidaceae. The transcript is spliced from 4 exons. Gene Ontology annotation, molecular function: protein-succinyllysine desuccinylase activity; protein-malonyllysine demalonylase activity; NAD+ binding. The record is from RefSeq and is a predicted model, not a curated record. The coding region runs from base 1 to 897 and encodes 298 amino acids.
AUGCCGCCCAGUGACAGUGAAGCAGAAUUUCAGGAGGCGCUUCGCCGUUCUCAGCACAUCGUGGUCAUUGCGGGUGCCGGUCUGUCAGCCGCGUCAGGGAUACCCACGUUUCGUGGUACAGGAGGCAUGUGGCGAUCUCUGGAUGCUACGAGUCUAGCUACGCCGAGCGCAUUCGCAGCUAACCCGUCGUUGGUGUGGCAGUUUUACCACCACCGCAGAGUCAAAGCGCUAGCUGCAACUCCCAAUAUAGCCCACGACCUACUUGCCAAGCUGGCAAUACCUAAUUUCCUGAAGACUCUGGCUCCAAUGGCCAAGUCCUUCCACUUGGUUACGCAGAACGUGGACAGGCUGUCCGUACGCGCACUGAACUCCGUCGCAGAGCAGGUACCUGCUGGCAGCAAGCGUGCUGAUCGCCCACGCAUGGAUUGCAUCAUCGAGAUGCACGGAAAAUUGUUCGACGUCAAAUGUACAACCUGUAAUUACUGCGAAGAAAACCUUAGCAGUCCUCUAUGUCCUUCUCUGGGAGAGGCGGACGCAAAGCUCGGUGAUUACCACGAUGCAGGGUCCGUGGCGAACGACAUACCUGAGAGCCAGCUUCCACGUUGUCCGGACUGCGGUGCACUUGCACGCCCGGGAGUAGUGUGGUUUGAAGAGAAACCACUGAGGCUCGAUGACAUCAACAGCAUCGUAUACAAAGCGGAUCUGUGUCUCGUCGUAGGCACUUCAUCGACCGUUUACCCAGCCGCUGGCUAUGCGUACCGCGUCAAGCGCCACAAUGGGGUUGUUGCAGUAUUCAACCUUGAAGCGAGCAGCGGUGACGAUCUUGCAGAUUUCGUCUUCCUUGGGCCAUGCGAGGUUACACUACCGCAUGUGCUAGGUGUGAGUAAGGACAACUAA